Molecule: messenger RNA, 11561 nt
Organism: Xyrichtys novacula (pearly razorfish)
Lineage: Eukaryota; Metazoa; Chordata; Actinopteri; Labriformes; Labridae
Source: the annotation of a GenBank genome assembly
GUACCAACCAAAAUCUUUGACCCACGGAGAUGUUAGGGUGCAUGUAUAACUACCGUACUCAGUAUAAAACGAACGAUUUACAUUUUGUUGGGGGGAUAACGUAUGUCCUCGGAUUCCAACAAUCCUAAAUCAGAUGGUUGGGCCUUUAACACUAAACUACAUUGUUAUGUUUCGGUGUUUUCUUCAAAUCUGGCACUUCCGCGUUAGAGUAUGUAAUUCGAGCACAUGUACGCUUUAAGACGGUCCCUGCUCAGCUGGUGUGUCUGUUCAAUCAUGGCUGCCCGUGUACUGACUAACCGUAUGGACCUGUGAGCUCCCAGUAUCUUUGGACCGUUUCAUGGAUUACAAACAGUUUGAAAACUGUGAAUUUUAGAGACAUGCUACCAUGGGGUAGCUUUCAUGAAUUUUGCCGGUUUUGAAGUUAAAUAUUUUUUCGUCAUGUCAUCGUUUUUCACACUAUAAUGGACAGUUCAGUAUCUGACCACGGACCCUUGCUGUCGAAGGAUCGUUCUGGGAGCAGCAGUAGUAUUUUGGUCCACAGAAACAUCAGCCAUGUCAGGGGGCAUGAGGUGGAGACUAACUUUAGUUUAAGUUUGGCAGUCGAGGAGGACGAUGAUGUCCAGUUUGACAGUAAGCCGCUUUCUUCAAGUAUUACAUGUCGCUGCCCAUACACUGUUUACUGAUCCCUUCUGAGCUGACCCCUACAAAGAUUACAUUGUCACACUAAAAUGUCCGUUUAUUUUGCUUGGAGAAUUUGGCAGGGGCGUACUCAAGGGCGCAUUGGCCAUGGCAUACCCUCUGACCACCUCCCUGUCUACCUAACAAUGAACCGUGCAGUGAAAUUGUUCAUGUCAAUGGAUCAAUGACAAGGUCAAACUGAACCUGUUUCUAUAGCACAGAGUGACAGAAAAACUAUAUAGUCAAGCCUAGAUGCUGACACCUGACAAACAUCAAUAUAUAAACAUUGAACACCCUAGGCUUAAGUAAAAAACAAAUAUUAUUUGGGGCGUAGCAAUUUAAUGUUACAUUUUUUAUAGGUAUUGAACUUCAAAUCAAAUCAAAUCAAAUCAAAUUUUAUUUAUAUAGCGCCAAUUCACAACAGUCGUCAUCUCAAGACGCUUUUCAAGGAACAAGAGCAGGUCUGGACCACGCUCAUUGUUUAACUUAAUCUGACAUUUUUCAGUCCUCUCCUACAUUUUCAUACCAAACUCAUCCAUAACUUGCAUUUUGGACUAUAGAUUGCAUCACAGCAUCCACAGGUCCUCCCUUAUCUAAGUUUAAACGUUAGAUGAAGUUCUACCUAGUGUUGGAAGAAAAUCUUUGUUUUUUCACCCCCUAUGUCCAAGAGCAAUCUGACAAAGAAGCCAGGAUAUUGUACUUAACAUAUAUAUAUAUAUAUCCCCGAUCAACAAACUUAAAUAAAUACUACAAUUUCCAAGCACAUUUAUAAAAAGGAAGAUUUAUAAGUCAUAUAUGUCAUAAUCAAAACUGAAGCAGAGGAUGCGUUAUCCUAGCCUGGCUGGGCCAUCCUGUUGCGUGAAUCACUUGCCAUUACAUCAAGUGAUUCACGCAACAGGAUGGCCCGGCCAGGCUAGCGUUAUCCAGACUUUUAGUUCAAAUCAGUUAAUCCUACAUUUCCCAGAAUGCAACUCAAUUGAGCCCACCCUUCCUGUUAGAUGCACCAAUCUUUAAAACUGCAUAGCCUUAGUCUAUAAAACAGGUUUGGUGACCAGUUCUCCUUUCGGUUUCUUUUGGUGAAAAGGACAAAUAAGCUUUAAUGGGCCUGGGGGACCAGCAGUGAAUUAAUUUCUGUGCCUGAACAUGUCCAGACAUGCCCCUCCACAUAUCCUGCUGUAAGAUAUUGUGGGCAUAAAGAAGAGUGAUGCAGCUGCAUGCCUCUCACUCUGGCACAGUGACUGAGUGCCUCUGCUUGGUUAUGUGUCUACAGAGCGUUUGUAGGUGGAGGAGGCUGGUGUGUGCUGGAGUAGGCAGAUAAGCAUUACAGCUGUGUACGCCCCCCUUAUGUAUAAACAAGAUCCUUUUUUGCCUUUGGGGUGAACGGAGAAGCACUUACACAGCUCUGGAUGCUUGAAAUAGGUGUUUUUAUUCACAAAAAUGGACCUAAGAGACAAAAACAUUGUUGAAAUGAUAGCAAAAGUUAUUGAAGAAGGUAAGACUAAGGAGAGUAAAUGUGAUGUUUUCAUGUGUACUUGAAUUUAAAAUCUAGUCAAGCAUAAUCUGAAGAGGUUAUUACACUAAAUUUUCCAGUUUUAGGCUUUUCAGAUAGCAAAAGUAAAGUGGAACAAGACACAGCGGUUAUCUGUUUAAGUAACCACAGCAUCCUCUUUGUCAUGGUUUCAUUUCUAUGCUCAGCUUCUGAUACAGAAAAUGAUGGUGAGGUGAUGAUGGCUGGUAGAAGGUAUCCAUCCAUUCAGGAGUUUGCCUCUGCGAUCCCCAACCACCUUCUCUUGGGGUCUUUGCUUGAGCACCUAUGCUUCGUCUACGAGAGCAACCCAGCCCGUUCACGCAUGUUGUUCAAAGGUAUGUGUGGAGAUGAUGUUCCAGAAUGGGCAGCUAGUUUAAAAACACUCUCAUUUGUUAAUGCUGUCUAAAAAUACUGAAAAAGAUGUUAUUAACUGGAUUAAAAUUCAAGUUAAUGUUUUUGUCAUCCCUCUGGUAGUCAUUGGCCAGCGUUUGGCAGCCAUGAACCUCCUCUCACCUUUAGCUAUCAGUGAUGAGUUCAGCACUAUCAGACUACAGCACAACAGAGCCUUCACUGAGCUGCUGCAUGCUGCUAGCUCUACGUUAUUUCCUCAGGUAACACAACAAAUCAAUAGUAUUGCCUUUUCGUUAUUGCUUCAUCAUAGUCUUUUUAGUAUCCAAACCAAGUGCAAACAAUUUUUAGAUAACUCCCUCCCCUGUCAAGGCCAUCCCUAGAUCCAACUUUGUUAUGUUUUGUAUGCUGGUAUCUAACAGAAUGACAUAAAGUGAUGGGUAUGCUAGAAUUGAAUUCACUAAAUGUGACCAAGGUUUUUUGACUGAUCAAUUAUGUGAGCUUUUUGUGACAUGUCAGCUUCUUUGUAUGCAAAAUAAAUUUGAAUUUGAGGGAACUGUAAAUAGUUUUUUCUGACAGGGAGAACUGAUCCAGGAUCAAGGUCUCAGUAUAAAAGCAGAAAAAAGCUUUAAAAUGUUCCCUAGAGAAGUUUUAAACAUAUGAGUGACAGCCAUGUGUUAUUCAUUAUUUCAAGUUUUCUUGUGUUGGUCUUUAUGUCAUUUGCAGGGCCAACAAUGCCUAGGCCCAAAUACACAUAAUCCUGUUCUAAGGUAGGCUGUAUUUUCAUAAUUUUUUGGAAUUCACAUUCAUUUUUUAGUAUAUUUUAGUUGUAGUGGAGAUAAUUUCUGUCUUUUUACAGAUCAAAGGAUGGACUCUUUCAGGCACAGACAUCCCGGUAUCUAGGUGAAUUUGAGGAGAUAUGCAGACUUGGAAUAGGUGCUUAUGGGAAAGUUUUUAAGGUAUUUUUACUCCUUGGACUCCCUAUCUAAUUUUAACCUCUUCCAGCUACUUUAGUCGAAAAUGAAUUCAGUAGAUCACCACAAGCAUGCUUUCUAAUCUCAGGUCAUGAACAAACUGGAUGGCCAGUUUUACGCUGUGAAGAAAAUCCUCAUCAAAAAAGUCUCCAAGGAAGACUGCAUGAAGGUUGGAUACAAUUUUAACUCAAUAAAUCCUGUAACAUCCAUAUGCCUGGAAAACUAUUGUCAUGAUACAGGGUGUUUCAUUUUAUUUGCAUUAGGUCCUCAGAGAAGUCAAAGUGUUGUCCAGCCUGCAGCAUGUAAAUAUUGUUGGUUAUCACACGGCGUGGAUGGAACAUGUUCAGCCUGCAACAUGUGAGUAUUUAAAUGCUGUACCUGGACAGGCUUGUUGGGCUUCUCGAUUAAACUGACAAUUAACUAUGUGGAACAGUACAACUAAUUGUUCUUAUAACAUACGCUCAAUGUUUAAACAACUCUGUUACAGCUCCUGACUCGUAUCUGCCAGCACUGGCAUCACCUGAAAAUCAAGACAGGUAGGAUCCCGGACACAGACAUCUGUAAAGCUGUUUCUGGUGUCUGAUUAUCCAAGUAAUGAAAACUCGGCAUAAUCAAUAAAGCCAGAUUAUUUGGAUCACCUGAAUAAUAUGCCACUUUGCCACAAGCAUUAACAGGCUGAGGUUGUAUUUUAUCAUGUGUAAAAGUGUCAAAUAUACUUUCAAAAAGUCAUCUGUUUAAAUGAUAGUCUUCUGCAUGCAUUUAUGGAGGAGCCAUACAAAAAUAAUGCUUACUUGAUAAAGAGUUGUCUUUUUAUUACUGUAGCUAUAUUCACCUUCUCAGCCAUAAUAUUGCUACUUGUCAUAACAAUCAGAUUUUUUUUAUUUGAUAAUGGCAUCAUAUCCAUCUUUACAUAUUUAUCUACAGCUCUUUUGAGAGCCCAGACAGCAGCAGCAGCAGCAGCUCUUCCAUCAUUUUCCAAAGCCUCAGUCAAGCAGAGGCUUCCCCAGGUGCCAAAGGACCCCUGCAAAACCAGCCGGUUAAAGCCUUAGUCCAAGCCCAGGAGAAAGGACAGGUAGUUUGCCCCAAGACGAUGCGCCGCAUCCCUGAGCACUAUGUCCCCUGUGUGUUCUUGGGACAGCAAGGCCCCAUAAAUGCAUCCAAAUGUCCCGCCAAGGAUUGGGACGGUUCACCACUGCUGGAAGAGGAAUUCAGCAGGAGCAGUAUGGAACUGAACAACAACUCCUACAUCAACCAAGACUGUCAGCAGCUGGCUGACAAAUGCAAAGCAAAGCCUUCCAAAGAGGUAGGAGACCAGAGAGACUUUAAGUCAACAAAGAGUAUAUAAGACAUAUACUGAUUUUUUUAGACUUACAGCCUCCUAGAAAUGAAAAGAGUGAUUAUUUGGGAAAUCUGUUUAAAAAUGAGGUGUAAUUUUGCUUUAUUUGCAGGUACAGUUCCAGCUGAUGCUCUACAUCCAGAUGCAGCUGUGUGAGCGCUCACUGACGGACUGGAUCUCUGAAAGGAACUACAAGGCCAAAGACGAACAAAGCUCAAGAUGUAAUUAUUCAACACAUUUGCUCUUCUAUAUUGAUUAUUUGUUCAUCUUUAUCGCCAAUCAGUCUCUUAUCAUCAGAAAUAAAUAUGAAAAUUUACUUUAUACCUUGAAUUGACUUAACUUCUGAGAUUUGAAUGAAAAAAUGGUUAAAUGAUAGUAUCCUCAAUAUAUUUUGCUUUCAGUGCCUUAUGGGUGUGUUGAUGCUGAACACACACUCAGCCUUUUGAGGAGGAUACUUGAAGGAGUGGAGUAUAUUCACUCCAAAGGAAUCAUGCACAGAGAUCUGAAGGUGAGGUGCUUUUUGCAGAUUUUAUUCAGUCCGCAUGUGUAAGGCUCAUCAAAUUACAUGUCUGUCAAACCUCCUGCUAACUCAUGCAUGUGUCAACUAGGAGUCCUAUCAUAGUAGUCGUUAAAUAAGUCCUGUUCACCAUCCAUCUCAAAGGAAAUGUCAUACGAAUUCUCCCAGUUGUUGAACACAAAGUCGAAAAUCUUCUCAGGCAGGAUUUUUCUCACCCCAUCUCUUUCGUCUUGAACAUACUUUAAAUAAAUGUCCCUCUUGCAAAUAUCUUGAAGCCUUCUUGGCUGCCGAAUGAGUUUGAGAAUCUGGUCUCUCUGUCUGAAGAAACAUGGUAAUGUGAGGGUGAAGGGCAGGAGGCCACUGUGGUUGUAGACGGUGAGCGGGGAGGUCAGACUGAGGAGCUUCUUCAGCAGAGAGUUUUUCUGCACAUUCGAUCUGUGGUUCAGAAACAGGAACAGGCAGUUCUCCCCUGAUGUGCUGAGCUUAUUGAUGUCUGCCCCGUGUCGGAGCAGCAGGUCCACUAGCUCCUGGUUGCCCAUGCUGCAUGCCUGCUGUAAUGGCGUUAUGCCGGCGUUGUUCACCGCGUUGACCUCUGCCCCUUGCUCCAGCAGUUGAGAGAUACAGCUACUUUUGUCGUUGAAGGUUUUGCUGGUUUUCAUGGCCACUGUCAUAGCAGCAAGGUGCAGAGGAGUGUUUCCAGAGUGUUUCACCCCCUAAAAUCAGGAGGAAGUGUACAUUUAGUGAUAAAACAUAUUACAGUAUUAUCUGAACUUGCAUAAAUGUUAUCUCAUUGCUUUUACAGACCUAUCCUGUUUACAGUCUGUAGGCCAUCAUCUUAACAAUGAGAAACGUUAGAUUAUACUUUAUUGAUAUUAUAAUGACAGAAAUCACUCAUUCACUUCCUGUUUUGCCCUGCAUUCAUAGCUCAUCAACUCUUGUAACCACUGCAGCUUUACUCUCCAUGCUCACUUUGUCCCUUUACUUAACUAACACACAUCGGAUCCUCUUUCUCUGCCUGCUGUGCUGCAGGUCUUCUUCUGUGCUCUAUGCUUGGGAUUUUUUAGUUAUCAUCAGAAACAACAAGCCUGGUCAAAUUACCUGUCAUCCUAAUGGAAUUGCAAGUGAAAUAUAAUGAGAUGUAUUUUUUGGAUGACUUUCAUCAAUAACCUGCUGUUGAAUAAACAGAGCAGACGCAUACAGGAAAAAAAGAAAAGAAAAGUUAAGAGGAAAGGUGGAGCAGAUGGAGCUGCUGUGAGGGUGCAGGAGAAAAAAGUAAGCAGAUAAAUGUCAUAUACGAAGAAAUAUUGUUAUCAGUUAGUAAAUUUAAGGGUGUGCCUUCUUUGAAAUACUAUUUUAGAUUAACAGCCAUUUUUCUGGGGCUACAACGUGCAUUUUAAAGAUUGGUAAUCACCCUCAGCUACUUUUCUUUGAUUGCAAGAAAGAAACAUUGUGCCUUUUUUUUAAGUAAAGUAAGACAAGAUCAUUUUAUUUAAAUAGCACAUUUAAAAACAUUGUUGACCAAAGUACUUAGCAAGUGUUUUGAAAGGUUAAGCAAAAACACAAGCAAAUACCAACCACCAAAAAAAAGAGAGAAGUAACACAAACCAUGUUAACAUCCGCUCCCUCCUUGAUCAAAGUCACGAUAAGGUCCUUUUGUAGCAUCCCUGCAGCCAUAUGCAGGGGUGUCAUCCCGCUGCUGUCCACAGCAUUAACAUUAGUCCCAAAGCUGGAUAGAAUAUGGACAGCAGAUUGAGCAGCAUAGCGCACUGACAGGUGGAGUCCUGUUUGGUGACAAUGUCCCUCCACCUGGUGGGGAAAGACAAGAAUCACACAUUUCAAGAACACUAUGAGAUGUUUUAUUACCACUCAUGUUGAAUUUCAUAGAUACUGUGCAAGUCAAGUUCUACCUCAGCGUUGACGUUAACACCAUGCUCACAGAGGAGCUGCAGACAGGCCUCAGCCUGCCUCCUUGCACUGAUCACAUGAUUUGGGAAUUUGGAUCCUGGUUUUGGAAAACUAGUAGAAAUUUUUGGCCAACUUGCUAUCACCAGAUGUAGAGUGGUCCGACCAAGAUGGUCCCUGUGAUGGAGGUAGAGACAUUAAGAAAAUGCAGAUGGAGACAUUGAAAUUAGAAAUAAAGGUAAGAGAUGAAGGGCAUGUGUUUGAAGCGGACAUCACUUUCAUGAGUCAACCUCUCUUUAAAAACCAACAUAAAAGCAGGCUCUCACACGCUAUACUUCUGAUGUGAUUUUGCCUGGACUCUUUAGUAUCUACAAGUGUGAUGUUUAGGGUGUACAUCUGCGGAGUGUGCGUGUUUGUGUGUGUGUUUAUGUCCAGACCUCAUUUCAGGGUCUGCCCCUACAGACAGGAGGCACUGCAUGCUCCUCAUUCUUCUGUGAGAAGCGGCCAGGUGGAGAGGGAGGAUUGCAAAGCCCUAAAGCAGGACAAGAAAUGACAAGAAAAACUGGAAACCUGUAAUAUGCAAAUAUUUUGUGGUCUUGCACAAGUCUUUUUUUUAUUUUUAAACAAUUUUUGCUCUUUUAUUAGAAAAUCAAAGAUCACAAUAGGGUGCACUUUUAAAGAUUAAUUUACCCAUGCGAUAACUUUCAAUCUGAAGCAAGACUGUUAUAUUCAAUAAAUUGUAGGAAUAGUUGCAUUACCUUCCAGAAAACUUCUCCUGGUGUACUUUGCUGCAUUUGGAUGAGACAGUUGUUCCCAUACUUUCUUGAAAAGCCCUCUAUACGUCCUUCAUCUUCAUCCAUAACUGCACUGUAGAAUUCAUUAUUGUGGAUGAUGUUACUGCUCCUUUUGUCAUGAACCUCGCCUUCGUCCUGCAUGACAGCCUUUAAGACUUCUUCUGCUGCGUGUGUUCAGUCUCUGUACACAUCCGCAGUAGUUGAAUCUGGUUCUUCUGGUUUGCUGGUGCCUCACUCAUGGUGUCAGUAAAUUAGACAGCCCCAAGAGGACAGUCGAGGGCUAUUAGCUACAUUUGUUUCCUGUGUUUGGUGGUUUGCUAAGCUACUUCUCUUUACUGUGUUGGGUGUUCUUAGCCUGAUUUCAUCAUGUUGCUUUGAGAGUUGCGCGUCUAAGUUUGGCGUGCAGCCUUCCUGUUACAGCUGAUAACUUUGUACGGGGCCAAUUACAGGGACGGGUGACACCUCCUCUGAGUCAUAUACAGGUCUUGUACUUGACAAUUUUUUUUUGUAAAAUGAUGCAGCUGGAUUUUUCUGGUUCAUCUUUACUCUUUGGUAAUGGCUUUAUCUAGUUGUUUUUAUUAAUAUAAUUUUAUAUAAUGUCAUGAUCAGACUCAGCUAUAGUGGUAAAGUAUGUUUGCCAAUGACUGGUGAAGUUUGCUGUUUAUGUACAACUAUCAAACAUAAAAUUGUUCAACUAAUUUUUAUAAAUAUAUGUAAUACUGUAGUGUAUGGUGAGUGAAAGGAUGCAGAUUUAAAAAUGAGAAAUACAUAAUGAUAUAACAGCAACAUUUUUAAGUGACAGUAUGGUUAGAGAAUAUGGACAAGCUGCCAACCAGUCAGUCACAACACCAGCACCAAAGCUCGUUUCUCGUUGUUUACCAGUUUUGGUGUUCAAAAUGAAACCUAAAUAGGGGUGUGGUUGCCUUGGCAGGAUAGGAGCAACGGUUAACCACCUAUGAAUCAAUCCAGUCAUAAAAGAGAAGUACUGCUUCGCUUCCUAGUUGACAAGUUUUAUUAUUCAGUGAUACUUGGUUGUGAUUGUGCCUACCUACUGACUAAACUGAAGUGAACAUGUAAGUUUUGAGAAUGUAAGCUCUGAGCACAGGGAAGACAAAAAUGCACCACCACUGUGUCUGCAUGGACUCGUGAUACUGUUUUCUCCUCACAGGCUGCACAAAUUUGCUCACAAGCAGAGACAUUUUGCAAACAAGUCCUGUGAAAGCAAUGGCAGAGAUAAAAUAUGUACAAGACUGUUGUACAUGUACAGCCCCUCAAUAUCCUCUUGAGUAAAUAGUGUAUGCUGAUGUCUCAUUUGUUUGUGCAAGAUAUUGUUUGCUUUAUCAGACAAGUUCAAGCAGUUUAUGUAGGUAUGAAGGGUAAGCAGCUAAUAACCUGCCUGUUUCAACACCCUGAAAUGGUGUAAGUCUUGAAUAUGGGUAAAUUCCGUUCUGCUUGUUUUCUCUGCAGACCAGAUUGUACAUUGCUGUCUGUUCUUGUAGUUUUUGGCGACAAGGUCCAAACAAAACAGUGAAGGACUUGUCGAAAACAGAGUAGAGGUUGGGUGUGUAAAAUAUGGUUAGCAGCUGCUAAGGCAAGUUGAACUGUGUUGUAUCAUGUAUUUCUUAUGGUGUUAAGGAGGAAGAGUGUAGGGUUGCUGAAAGUCCACCAUCAUCUCUACAAUUUAGAGCAUGGUUCUGGCCACUCAGAGGUCCAGCUUUUCCAUCUCCUGUUUAGAUACAGACUAGUUGGACAAGGCUGAUAACAUUUGUGUCCUUUGCAAAGUUGAGGAGUUAAACAGAUGGGUCCCCUGAAGUGUGUUCAUUGGAGUUAGAGGGAGAAGGGCAGUGGGCUCUCCUAUAAAAGCCUUUAUUGCUAAAAUAGAAAAAAAAAGUUGUUAAGUGUAAUAUAAGGUAGUCUGAAACUCUAAAACUGAUUUUUGUCAUUGAUUCUUGUGCAAAACCAGUCGACUUUUCUAAAACAUACAUAUUGUGCACCAAGCUAAUUUGUGAAUCUUUAUUUUCCUUUUAGCCAAGGAACAUUUUCCUGCACGGACGUGACUGCCAUGUUCGGAUCGGGGACUUUGGUUUGGCCUGCAAGGAUAUGAUACUGGACAGCCACACAAGUUCUACCUCUGUCGUUGAUGGUAAUACUGUCCUGCCCAGUUUGUUAGGUGCAUAUGUCACAGAACAUCCAGUAGAUGGAGCCAAGUCACAUUUCUGGUGUAUUUUACAGAUUCGACACAUACCACAGGUGUUGGGACAUUUGUGUAUGCUGCACCAGAACAACUGGAAAGCUCCCACUAUGAUUCAAAGGUAAACAUUUUCACUUCAUCAUCUUGCAAAGUUAGUUUUUCAUCAUUGCUCUCUCUUGCAUAGCGGUUCAUGAAGACUAAACUUUGUUUUGUUGCUGCCUUGCUAGUCAGACAUGUACAGCAUUGGGGUACUGGCUCUGGAGCUAUUCCAACCCUUCGGGACAGAGAUGGAACGAGUCCAGACCCUUGGGGACCUGAGAGAGGGAAAAAUCCCAGACUCAUUUGUCCAAAGAUGGCCUGUUCUGUCCAAGCACAUACUAAACCUGACGAGUAAAGAGCCCAGUGUUCGACCGACAGCCAGCCAGCUCCUACAAAGUGAACUCUUCUGCAGUAAAGACAUAGUAUGUGUAAUACUGAUUUAUGUUACCUCUUACUUAUUAAUAUUAUGGGAAGUUACAACUAUUUACUAGCCAUAGAGUAUAACACAAUCAAAACCACAAUUUAUUUGAGCACUGGGUUUGUGACUGAAAUAUUUGGGAAUGUUAUUUAGAAGUACUUUCAUGUGCAGCCUUUGUUGUGCUAUAUGCACCACAAGAAUGUGCUGUGUUUAUAACAUAUUGAUCUAAAAACAUUUUCAGAACUUUAUUUUUUCUUUGCAGGUGAUCCAUGGUUUGCAGAGAAGGGUUGAAGAGCAGGAGGAAGAGAUCAUGCAGCUGAGGAGACAGAUCAGUCAGCUCCAGAGCUCACAAGUCCCUGUUCACAUCUCUCAGGCAGACAAAAUCUGAGCCAGACAAAAUCUCAACCAACACAGACUGUUCAAUUUCCGUUUGCCAACCACUGCUGUGUUAUGCUUUGUACACAAGCUCAAGCGGUGGUGAGUGCGUGAGUGCAUGUGUAAGCAUCUGAGUGUGACAUGUGUAGAAGAAUGCAAGUGUGUUAUUUAUCUUUCUUUUAGCUGUUUAAUUAAACCCAAUUUCUGCUAUUGUGAAGAUGCAACAUGUGAUUUUUGAACACUUAAUUUUAUACAUUAGAAAUAUUGCACUUGUGACAAAUUGAAAAAUUGACAUAUGUGCAAAAUCGACAUGUCACAUGUAUGUAGAUUUUUCAUUCUGCAGUUUGAUAAAGUAAUUUUGGACACAAAAUACCUUGAAAUUGAGUUUGGAGGGAUAAAUGUCUGUUUUGGUGUUUCUUUACAUAGAUGGACAAAGAAAUUUCUUUGUACCCUGGUCUAUA